Paraglomus brasilianum is the source of this 1776-nucleotide messenger RNA. NCBI's taxonomy places the organism in Eukaryota, Fungi, Glomeromycota, Glomeromycetes, Paraglomerales, Paraglomeraceae. The record is from the annotation of a GenBank genome assembly.
AUGUCACUAGACAGAGCAAAGAAGGUUAUGAACGAAAAAAAUGCACGGAUCUUGCUUGACAUGGCAAGGCAACCGGGCAACGAUGUUUGUGCCGACUGUGGUGCCAAAGCUCCACGUUGGACCUCGCAUAAUCUCGGAGUAUUCAUCUGUAUGCGAUGCGCUGGAAUACAUCGUAAACUUGGUACACACAUUUCAAAAGUCAAAUCAAUAAUGCUUGAUUUAUGGACGGCAGAGCAAAUGGAUAACAUGCGGCAGUGGGGCAAUCUUAAGGCAAAUUCUCUCUGGAAUCCUCACCCCGAAUUUCAUCCUAUUCCCGUCAACGCCAGUGACAUAGAAAUGGAGAAGUACAUACGCAAGAAAUACGAGAAAGGCGCCUUUCGUGAAGAUAACUUAACUAAAGCGAGACCACGUUCAGCUCCAAUGUCAGGUUCAUCUUCGUCCUAUGCCGGCGUCUCCAAUUCGGCGGCUUCUUUAUCAAGGAAAGAAACAGAUGGAAUUGUCACACGUAGUAAUAGUUAUGAUACUGCUUUACGGCAAUUAAGAGAAAUGGGCUUCACGGAUGAUGCCCGUAAUCGCGAGGUAUUGGCCACUACCAAUGGAGAUGUCAAAGCCGCAACAGAAAUAUUAUGUCGGUUACCGAGUAACACUGUAUCUUCCGCGCAUGGACGAACAGCAUCAGCUUCGGAUGACGAUAAAGCAAUACAACUAUGGAACAUGGGUUUUCAUGACGAAGCAAAGAAUAGAGACGCUUUACGCCGUACAGGAGGCAACGUCGAAGUAGCCGCAGCCUUGUUGGUUGAAGAACGUUCAACAGCAAAGCGUACUAUAGAACAACCAGCUUCAGCAUCUAGUCAAGCCGUUGGGUCACUUCAGCAAGAACAACAGCGAAAGCAACACAAGUUACCGCUAUCGCAAUCAUCUUCUAUUUUGGACAUGUCUCCAUCUGAACUAAUGCCUACACAAAAAACCCAAUUCACCGAUGUCAACACAUAUUCACCGAAUGCAUAUUCGUCAUUAAACGGUUCGCAAGUAAAUCAGGCUUUUGGUUAUCCGCAACCGAGUAAUACAAAUAACGGCGUUGGUGGGUUUAGCGGAUUGGAUCGGUCAAUGAGUGGCUCAACGAGUGGUCUUAAUCAGUUACCAAAUCAGACUAGUCAAACUGGCUUCCAGCAAGGGACUACCAAUUUUUCGGCGAGCGGCACGAAUGGCAUUAAUCAGCAACAGAACCAAUUUGGGCAAUUCAUGCAAGCACAGCCAAAUAACUUUAGUGGUUCAGUGAACACGGGAGGAAAUACAAAUCCAACCGGUCUACACGCUAAUGUGUUUGGCACGAACAACAAUCUGCAACGGCAGCAGUCGUUACCAGUUGGUAUGAAUUUGAACAAUCAGUCGAACUACGUGAACUCCCAGUCAUUAUUUACACCAAAUAGUUCAGCAUUUGGAUUUGGUCAGCAACCACAACAACAGUCUAAUAACACGAUAGGGAUGUUACAACAACAACAAUUACAACAACGAUCACAACAACAGCAAGCACAACAAAUGAUGCAACAACAAAUGCAGCAACAGCAGAUGCGACAACAGUCAUUACAGCAACAAAUGCAAUCAUUACAACAACAGCAAUUUCAACUUCAGCAGCAAAACAGGUUUGGUGAUGGGGUGAUGAAUAAAGGCAUUGGAAACCAACAAUCGAACCCCCUGGGUGGCAUGCCCAAUAACACGAUGAAUACUAAUCAAAAUACGGGUUGGAAUGGAAUGAACAAUUAUAGAGGGUUUUAA